AUGGCUGCCGUCGGGACCAGCGCCCUGAUGGCGCUGUCCAGCAAGGCCUUGAUGACGGCGGGCGCGGCGCUGGCCCUGGCAAUCUACAGCUGCAUGAAGGGCGGUGGCGGUGGCAAGGGCGGCGGCAGUCACCUGACGGCCACUCUGAUGGAGGAGAGCACACUGGUGCCACACCGGCAGUGCGCCGAGGCGGUGGUGGAUAUCUCUGGCUUGCACAACUAUCCGGUGGACGUGGAACGGUAUCCUGGGUCCCGGAAAACAGUAGACAUCGUGUCGCCCGCCAUGCCCGUCUACAGGAUCCAUCAGACAUCCGAAGACUACUCGUCGUCGUACGGCUCGUCUCAGCCCCAGUCCCAGGCCCAGUACCCGUAG
This is a messenger RNA of Macrosiphum euphorbiae (potato aphid), 372 nucleotides long. The record is from the annotation of a GenBank genome assembly. NCBI's taxonomy places the organism in Eukaryota, Metazoa, Arthropoda, Insecta, Hemiptera, Aphididae.